Messenger RNA from Pectinophora gossypiella (pink bollworm), 689 nucleotides. RefSeq lists its product as uncharacterized. The record is from RefSeq and is a predicted model, not a curated record. Lineage: Eukaryota; Metazoa; Arthropoda; Insecta; Lepidoptera; Gelechiidae. The transcript is spliced from 4 exons. Bases 105 to 671 code for a protein of 188 amino acids.
UCAAAAACACGUGUUUUGUUGUUGAUAUUCACAAUACCAAUACAAUAUUAGGUUUUAGUUUGUGUUAAUUUGGUAUUAGGAGGAAAAGUACAUCGUUUUCUGGUAUGUCGGAUUCAGAUUCGUCUGAAGAUGAAGACUUAUCGCGGUUCAAAGAUGUCGUUGAUGUCACAUUCACCAAGUUAAUUGACGAAUCUCGUGGGCUUGUGUCUGAACACAAAGAUGAGCCCAAACCAAAGUCAGAAAGAUAUUUGGAGGAGGCUAGUCACUAUAACGACGUCAAAGUGCCGGCGGAAAUGCAGAAACGGAUUGGCGCCAAAAUGUCUGCUGUUAUAAACAAAAAUGUGGAAUUUAUUGAUGUACAACAGAAUGGGAUCAAAAAACACAAAAUCAAAGGUGGUGUAAAACUAUUUAAGGAUUCCAAAGGAUUCUUGUCAUGUGAAGAAGUCAAAGAUACAUACACGGAAAUUCAUAAUAAGGAGUCAAAGAAGAUGUUGAAAAAGAGGAAGAUAGAGGAUGAGCUUGAUGAAAGUGAAAAAAUAAGUGGUGUGGCUGUGAGUGGAGAAUAUGUAUUAUCUAAAGAAGAAACCAAGCUCUGGAAAUCUAGGCGAAAAGAGAAAUUGUUCAAAUACAAAUCAAAAGGCAAAAGUAAAGUACUAACUGCUAUAGAAUAAAUCUGUUAUUUACUUUAA